GCACAUUUCAACACUCCUCACGAUUGCAUUAUGGAGCCUUCACGCGGGCAAUCAUGGCUCACAAUCGGAGCUUCCGCGGCGGCUGCUGCUUUUGCCUACCUAGUCAUCAAAUUCAUCCAGCAUCGGCGCUUCUACAAGGACCUGCCAAAACCACCCUACGACUUCAUUUGGGGUCACUUAAAGCUCAUGGGCGAAAUCACGUCGCUGUUCCCAAGCAACUGCCACGUGCAAGUGUACAUCACCACCAUAUCUCGGAAAUACAAGUUACCUGGUCUUUGGUACCUCGAUCUCUGGCCCCUUGGACCUACUUUCCUUGUUAUCACAGACCCUGACCUGGCUCUUUAUAUCACCGUUCAAAAGAAUCAUCCAAAACACCCCGUUGAGCAGGAGUUUAUUGCCCCGAUCGUGGGCGAGAACAACAUAGUCGCCGCAGAGGGGCCGGCCUGGAAGUAUCUUCAUAACAUGCUCGCUCCUCCGUUUGCCAUUUCAGCAGUCAGAAACUUGGCUGAGAUGAUGUCAGAGGAAGUCAUGGUUUUUCGAUCGACCCUCCACAAGUUGGCCAAGACCCGAGAAGUGUUCCGCUUAGAGGAUAUUUCCAGCAAUCUAACCUUUGACGUAGUCGCUAAAGCUACUUUCGGAUUCUCUUUGAAUGCCCAGACCAAGGGUAAUCCAGCUAUACAUGAUUUCAGUGAGAUCUGUCGUGCGUUCGUGAUUGAGAAGAACAGUUGGAACUUCGUAAAGAAGUUUUUUGCGACACGAAAGAGAAAGUCUGCGACGAAACGACUGGAUUCCCAAUUGGAAAAGAUGAUUCGAGAAAGGUUCGUAGUCCUGCAGAGAGAUAAUGUGGACGUCUCACAGAAGCGCGGUCUAAGCAUUGCGGAUCUCAUCCUUCGGGAACGUAUCAACGAAGGACGAGACCUUAAUCCCGAAUUCAUGGAAACUGCAAUCACAAGCAUCAAGACAAUGCUGCUGGGAGGCACUGGCACAACCACAGAUACUGUCUGCUUCAUUUUCAUGCUUCUCUCGGUUCACCCAGAAAUUGUGGAAAAGCUUCGCGAAGAGCACGACCGCGUUUUCACUCCCGGAAUCGACGCUACGUAUGCUAUGAUUCAGGACUCUUCCCAGAAGCUAAGCGAGCUUACAUAUACAACUAAUGUCAUCAAGGAAACGCUUCGCUUCUAUCCAGUGGGAAACACUGCUCGGGGAGAAGACGCUACGGGAUUUGUUACCUACAAAGGCCAACAAUACUCGACCAAAGGCCAUAUAAUCCUUCCAGUGCAGCACUCCAUGCAGAACAAUCCGGACGUAUUCCCAAAUCCGAAGGCCUUCGACCCAGACCGAUUCACCCGCGAAGACUUUAUACGACACGCAUGGCGUCCAUUCGAACGCGGUCCCCGAGCUUGCCUAGGUCAGGCACUAGCUAUGGAUGAGUUGAGGAUUAUUCUCUUGUUGACGGUGCGAGAGUUCGACUUCCAAUGCGCGGAUAUCAAGCCAAACAGGAAGCCGAGGGUGGAGUGGACUGAUUUAGACGUCACCUUUGGAGAUCGUGCAUUCCAGGAAUUCAUCUUCGAGGCAAAGCCUAGGGAUGGAAUGAAGAUGACUGUUCGGGAGAGCGGUAAAGGAGUGGAUUAA
Molecule: messenger RNA, 1632 nt
Organism: Lindgomyces ingoldianus
Lineage: Eukaryota; Fungi; Ascomycota; Dothideomycetes; Pleosporales; Lindgomycetaceae
Product: cytochrome P450 3A30
Exons: 2
Coding region: 31-1632 (533 amino acids)
Molecular function (GO): oxidoreductase activity, acting on paired donors, with incorporation or reduction of molecular oxygen; monooxygenase activity; iron ion binding
Source: RefSeq, a predicted model, not a curated record